CACGGUGUGUAAAUCAAAUUACCUGAUCAUAAAUGCGUUUUUCGUCGUAGGCCGUACUGGUUAAUCGGUGCUGGAACGACCGCACGCCCCAGGAUAGUAACGUUCGGAACGAUGCGCAAACGGCAAAUCGAUACACUGAAGAUAUUCAAUCACAAUGUACAGGAGGUGAAAGAAAAUGAAGAAUAUUUGGUUAACUUUGACUGUGGUGGACGUGAGAUCGCCAUCAACAUUCUGCUCGGCAGCAGUUUCCCGAACGAAAAGCCAAAGCUAAUCGUGAGUCCGAUUCUUCGCCAUCCGUGGGUGAAUGCAGCGACAGGGGUGAUUGAAAACGCACCCGGAAUACUGAACUACACAAUUCAUUCCGAUCUCGGAAGGAUCGUGCAAGCAGUUGGCAGGGAGUUUGAGAAACAUCCCCCAAAGUUCGUCAAUGAACCAACAACAUCCGCAACACCGCAACAUCAUGCUGCUCCACCAACGCAUCAGACUACUCGAAACGGAAACGUCCAAGACUUCGGUACCGACAACCGUAAAGCACUUCUAUCCCCAUCACACCACGAACCGGAUCAGUUUGGGUUGCGAAAUCUCACCACUGACGAGCUAAACCGAUUAAACACGGAUGAAGACUAUCUGGAAGAAUUUAUUACCAAGCUCCCAUUCGUGCAGCAUCAAAACGACGAAAUGGAUCAACUACUGGCCGGGAUAGAGUCGCUUGCGGUCGUUAAUCUUGCCCGCAAAGAAAUGGUCGAGGAGCGCAAAUCGAAGGUGGAAUCGCUAGCGCUCGAGUUCAAGGAACUGGGUCAGCAGUGGGAGACCAUGAAUCAGCGCUACCAACGUAAGGCGGAAGAUUUUUCCCCCCAGCACAUCAAGGAACUCCUACAGAUUGCCGUCUCGACUGCGGACAGCAAAAGUGAUGACGAGGCACAACGUUUCCUGGCCGGCCAAAGUGAUGUAGGCACGUUUCUGCAAAACUUUAUCGAAUCCCGCAAACUGUACACGAUGCGCAAAGCCAAAGAGGACCGUUUGGUGCAGCAAUUGAACGCGCUGGAGCGUGCCGCUUUCUGA
Messenger RNA from Anopheles maculipalpis, 1062 nucleotides. RefSeq names its product vacuolar protein sorting-associated protein 37A (gene Vsp37A). Gene Ontology annotation, biological process: ubiquitin-dependent protein catabolic process via the multivesicular body sorting pathway; protein targeting to membrane; protein targeting to vacuole. The coding region runs from base 112 to 1062 and encodes 316 amino acids. The record is from RefSeq and is a predicted model, not a curated record. Gene Ontology annotation, cellular component: ESCRT I complex. Lineage: Eukaryota; Metazoa; Arthropoda; Insecta; Diptera; Culicidae. The transcript is spliced from 3 exons.